CUCCUGCAGGCCAGCGGUCCAUCAUUUGCCAUCACUACCUUCACGUCGGUGCUUUCGAACUGCGCCAGUCGACGAGGACAAGACAGCGUCCCGCCAGUCGGCUGAAGUCACGCCAUGCCGUGCAUGCACAGGUUCAUGUUCUGGUUCCCCGUGCGGCUCGGCUCCGUCAUCGUGGGAGUGGCGACGCUGCUGCAAGACGCGGCCGUGCUGGUGGUAUGCGGGGUCCAGCGAGGGGACUCCAGGGCCAUGUCGGAGUCGCUGGAGGACUGGCUCCAGUCCCACGGCUCCAACGCCAUGGCGGGACUCGUCUCCGCGCUGAACGACAAUCCUGAGAAGUUUCUCAACUUUUUCCUGGCAAUCUUUACAGUGCAUGGCGUAUCUUGUACUCUGCUAAUCGUUGGUGCUUUAAAGCUGAAGCUGUGGCUCGUGUACCCGUUCGCGGCGCUGGAGGGCGGGCGGCUCGCGGCGCUCACUGCGGCCUUCACCGCCGCCAUGCUGCUCGCGAGGGACAACAUCUCCAGCCUCGGCGCCAUCACCGUGUCCACCGUCGGCGGCACGUUCGCGCUGCUGCUGCUUUUCUACAUGUGGUUCUGCACGAUCAGUCUCUGCCAGAUGGUAAAAGCAGUGAAGAGAAUGAAUUACAUGACCAAGCAGAUGGUUUUACGAGAACGCAUGGCAAGGAACCGCUCAAAGUACACUGCUACAGGUGACAUUGGAUAUUUCAGCAACCAACUGCUGGUGCCCACCAUGUAGUCUGCGAUCC
Bacillus rossius redtenbacheri is the source of this 763-nucleotide messenger RNA. RefSeq lists its product as uncharacterized. NCBI's taxonomy places the organism in Eukaryota, Metazoa, Arthropoda, Insecta, Phasmatodea, Bacillidae. The record is from RefSeq and is a predicted model, not a curated record. The transcript has 6 exons. The coding region runs from base 115 to 753 and encodes 212 amino acids.